AUGGUACUCUUAAGGCUUAGACUUGGAUUACUAGAAAAAGAUCUUGCUCAUCGUUUUAGGGUUGCUGUUUCCACUGUUUCUGUCAUUGUGCGAAGUUGGUUAAGAUUCAUGAGACAAGAGCUUGAGCCAUUAUGUAUUCAAUGGCCUAGCAAACAACUCAUUCAGUCAGUUAUGCCUUUGCAAUUCCAGCAACUAUGUCCUGAUGUUGUGUCAAUAAUUGACUGCACUGAAAUUACAAUGGAAUCACCCUCCAGCCUGAACAAUAAGGCAGCCUGCUAUUCAAGCUACAAAUCUCACUCCACAAUGAAAGCUUUGGUGGGAAUUACACCAAAUGGUGUUGUGUCAUUUGCCAGUGACCUUUUCUCAGGUUCAAUUAGUGAUCCUGAAAUAAUAAAAAGAUCUGGUUAUCUUGAAAAAUUAAAUUAUGGUGAUGCUGUUAUGGCUGAUAAAGGGUUUUUAAUACAAGAUGAACUAGCAGAAAUUGGUGCAUCACUUGUUAUACCUCAUUUUCUCAAAAGAAAAUCUCAAUUUACUGCAGAAGAAAGCAAACAUAACAAGAAAAUAGCAUGUUUACGAAUUCAUGUAGAAAGGUGCAUGGAAAGAUUAAAAAACUGGCAUAUAUUUGAUCGCUCAAUGCCCGUUUCUCUUGCGAAUAUAGCCUCAGACAUAUGGAUUGUAGUAGUUUGUAUAUCAAAUUUCUGGCCGCCUUUAAUAACAUAA
Molecule: messenger RNA, 720 nt
Organism: Xenia sp. Carnegie-2017
Lineage: Eukaryota; Metazoa; Cnidaria; Anthozoa; Malacalcyonacea; Xeniidae
Exons: 1
Coding region: 1-720 (239 amino acids)
Source: RefSeq, a predicted model, not a curated record